AUUACAGUGAGGAAAGUAUAUGCAGCAAAAUGUUUGUAUGGUUUGUCACUCUUGCAUGCUUGCAGGCAUGUCUCAUUUUUGUCGAAACAGAAUCCUUCUUUUUUUGGUGGUCUCUGAAGUGAUUUCCCUGUGUGAAAAUUGGCAGGGCAUCCAGGUAAUUUAUUAGCCAAGGUCCUGCAUAAAACAUAUAUACAUUUGUGCCGAUCACAUUGUUGAGGCAGCUCCUCUUGCUACUUAAAUGAAUCAUUAAACGAGCAUACAGCGACUGGCUCUUUAAUAUUAGAGCUGUGUUCAUCUACAAUAGGUGUCACUGUGCUGCCGGUCCAAUCGUUCUUUGUGACUUCAGCCAUUGGCUUAGAAUGUGGCUUGUCUGACUCCCAUCUGCAGGGCUCUAACACCUCCUGUGCUCCGACCCAUUCAGCACACAACUUGAGCCAGCCGACAAACAGGCAGCAGUGUCAGCAUCACAUCCUCUCUGCUUGCCACAGCGGCUUCAGGUGAUUCAGCCUGCAGCCGUUUAGGGAAAGCUCUCGCAAGCAAAUGAAACGGGAAAUCAUGAUGGGGAGGAGUUUAACUGAUGAAGUCCUGGAUCAAACUUAAAAAGCAAACAUCUUAUCCAGCACACUAAGGGGGGGAAAAAGGUCACCUUGUCUUGCUAGGAAAGAAGCACAAUCUCAGUUUUGCUGCUCUUUUGUUUAGUACCUCCUGCUCUCUCUGUUUAUCUAGUUAGGCUAUCUGAUUACACAGACAAGGAUACUCAUGGUAGAUGACAAGGGAAAGAACAUGAAAUGUCUCACCUUCUUCUUGAUGCUUCCAGAGACAGUUAAGAACAGAUCCAAGAAAAGCUCUAAGAAGGUAAACAGUAGCAGCAGCAGCACCACCAGCAGCAGUAGCAGCAGCAGUGGAAGCAAGUUACCCCCAGUUUGCUAUGAAAUCAUUACCUUGAAGACUAAAAAGAAGAAGAAGAUGGCUGCUGAUAUUUUCCCCCGAAAGAAGCCGGCUAACAGUAACACGACUGCUGUCCAGCAGUACCACCAGCAAAACAUCAAUAACAACAACAUUAUCCCAGCUCCCAACUGGCAGGGGCUGUAUCCCACCAUCCGAGAAAGAAAUGCAGUGAUGUUCAACAAUGACUUGAUGGCAGAUGUUCAUUUUGUGGUUGGGCCACCAGGUGGGACUCAGCGAUUGCCAGGACACAAAUAUGUCUUAGCCGUGGGAAGCUCUGUAUUCCACGCAAUGUUUUAUGGAGAGCUUGCUGAGGACAAAGAUGAAAUCCGUAUACCAGAUGUGGAGCCUGCUGCUUUCCUCGCUAUGCUGAAAUACAUAUAUUGUGAUGAAAUUGACUUGGCUGCUGAUACUGUUCUGGCAACUCUUUAUGCUGCCAAGAAGUACAUCGUUCCUCACCUCGCCCGAGCAUGCGUUAACUUCCUAGAGACGAGCCUAAGUGCAAAAAAUGCUUGUGUGCUUCUCUCCCAGAGCUGCUUAUUUGAGGAACCAGACCUGACCGAGCGAUGUUGGGAAGUGAUUGAUGCCCAGGCAGAGCUGGCUUUGAAAUCUGAAGGGUUCUGUGACAUUGAUUUUCAAACACUUGAAAGCAUUCUCCAAAGGGAGACCCUGAAUGCCAAAGAGAUUGUGGUUUUUGAAGCUGCUCUUAGUUGGGCUGAAGUAGAGUGUCAACGGCAAGAAUUGCCUUCCAGCAUAGAAAACAAACGUAAAGUCCUUGGGAAGGCACUUUAUCUCAUUCGCAUCCCUACGAUGGCUCUUGAUGACUUUGCAAAUGGUGCUGCUCAGUCAGGUAUUCUGACCCUCAAUGAAACAAAUGACAUUUUCCUUUGGUACACAGCUGCUAAGAAACCAGAGCUGCAGUUUGUGAGCACUGCCCGGAAGGGCCUCGUUCCACAGCGUUGCCAUCGCUUUCAGUCUUGUGCCUACCGCAGCAACCAGUGGCGCUACAGAGGUCGUUGUGACAGCAUACAGUUUGCAGUUGACAAGCGAGUUUUCAUUGCUGGGUUUGGGCUCUAUGGCUCUAGCUGUGGAUCAGCAGAAUACAGUGCAAAAAUUGAACUCAAACGGCAAGGUGUGAUUCUAGGACAAAAUCUAAGCAAAUAUUUCUCAGAUGGAUCUAGCAACACUUUCCCAGUGUGGUUUGAGUAUCCAGUGCAGAUUGAACCAGAUACCUUUUACACAGCGAGUGUAAUUCUGGAUGGUAAUGAACUCAGCUAUUUUGGACAGGAAGGGAUGACAGAAGUUCAGUGUGGCAAAGUAACUGUACAAUUCCAGUGCUCUUCAGACAGUACCAAUGGCACUGGAGUUCAGGGAGGGCAGAUUCCAGAACUCAUCUUUUAUGCCUGAAAGAAGAUGGGUUUCUGAACAAGGAGAGUGCGAGUCUAUGAUUUGUAUAUCUGGUUCAAACCUAUUUGAUGCUUAGCUUGUCAUCUGCAGGUAUGAUGUGAUCAGUACAGGUAAUAUGUUCCUGCAUUUGAUGGUGUAACAUAAUCUGCACUUUUAUAGCCUAAAUAUAUUGUUCUUUUAUUGGAAAUUCCCAAGAGAUAAAAAUAAGCUAGCAAAUUAAAGGCCAUAGUUUCCCAACCUUAUCAUAGGUGGGAUGGCCUUAGGAAUAGAAGAGCAAAUAGAUGCCCUCGUGUGUCAAAGGCUCUUCAACUUCUAACUUGUUACUUUCCGCUGUUCUUUUGAUUUAUGUUUUUGUUCCCUCCAUAUGGAAGGCUUUCAGGCAUUUUAAGGUUAAAGGUAGUUUCGGCCUGCUGUUUCUUAUGGUGCUAUCUCUGGACUCAAGUUGGCUUGAAAGUCUUCCAGAUGGACUUAUAAAAGGUCCUCCUGCAUAUGCUACUUUGACGUUGGAGAAGUCUAUUCAAUGAGAGGACCUACUUCUUUCCACGCAACUGGAUCAAGAGGUGAAGUGUUGAGUAAUAUGGAAGAUAGGAUUAACACUUGACCAUCCUGUAAAUUGAUUAUUUUUGUAAAUGGCAUCAACAAAAAAACCUACCACUUCAGGUAGCAAAGUGGCUGUUUGCUCCAAUAUAAUUCUCUAAAGCUAUUUCCCAAGCACACUUUGAAAAGUCUGGGAAUAGUGUCAUCCAUACUUUAGCCACUUGCCUGGUAUUGCACUAUUUAAUGCUUGGAAAAGUUACUUUUGGAAUGAACCCCGACUCUCAGAAUCCCCCAACCUGCAUAACCAGUUCUGGGAGCUGUAUUUCCCAAAGAGUGGCUUCUCCAAGCUCUGGCACUGAUGUGUUGAAAUAAGUGGAGUUUACAGCAUUACAGUGCCUCAGUAACAGUAGCUCCUCUCCUUUGAUAAAGAGUGUUUCCCUAUUUAAUCAAGUUCAGCAGGCAUUACAUUUGUUGAGUUUUAUGGAUCCAGGUCCAGUCCCUUUCCCAUUAAAUCAGACAAUCUAACAAAAUUCAGAUAAUGAUAUCCUCCUCCUUUUCUUUUUCUUUUUCUUUUUCUUUUUGGGGUGGCUUUUACUUUCCCAUUGGUAGUUUGGAAACUUUAGUAUGAGAUUUAUUUUCCCAUCUGAGUAUAUAUAUAUUUUUAAAAAUUGACAUGCUUGCAGAAUUAUAUUGCUAUAAAUUGGUAUGGAAUGUAUUAGCUCUCUGGUGGCAUUUUCUUUUUCCUUUUAACUCAAACCUGAAUAUUAAUUCCACCCAAAUUAAAUUAACAAAUUGAGUGGUUAAAAGAGAAAUAAGUAGGUUCCACUUCUUCAUAUCUGGAUAAGUACCCAAACCUAGACAUAAUAUAGUUAACAAUAUGUUCACCCAAGUUUUUUUGUUUUUUUGAGGGAGGAGUAGAUACUCCAGUGUUCUACAAUAUAAGUCUCCCCCCCCCCAUUAUUAUAUAUCUGUGGGAUCUGACAGUAACAUGGAUGGUAUUACUGCUGUUUAUAUGUUUAUUUUCAACUGCUGGAUACUGCUUUUUAGCCCACCUGUAAAUGUACAGCCUAGAAUACCUAUUAAGAUGAUUCUCUGAAACACUUUCAUUUACCCAUUUAUAAACUACAGUUUAUAGGUAGGUUUUGGAUUUAUUAUUAUUAUUAUUUUGGUGUGAUUAUAAUGAAAUUGGUACUAAGCAGCAUUGCCUGAAGGAAAAAAAAUGAAAAUUUGCAGUUUAUAUUUUGCAGUCUUCAUUCAGAUCUGAAAUUCAUUUUUUCAUUGUCCAGAAGUACAUUUGUUAAAUUGGUUGUCAGGUUUCCUGUAGAACCGUCUGCAUUCUUAACAGGAAGGGGCUGUAAGCUGCCUGGCAGUAGAAUAAAUAAAGAAAAGGAAAGUAGUAUGACUGGAUGAUACAGAGCAAUUCAAUUUCGGAGGAGGGGGGGAGGCACACUUUCAUAAAGGUAAGUCAUAACUCUUUCUGAUAGGAAGUUGCUCACAGUCACAUUCCAAAGCUAAUUUGUUCCAAUUUUCUGUUUGCAAAGGGGAGUUACAGUUUCCCUCCUCCUGCCACCAUUUUAGGUUGAGAACAAAGUAGUUUCAUAGUUAAGCAAGCAUGAAUCUUCUUGUCAUAUUGUUCAUGGUUUUAGUGGGCACCCUAACAUGCAAUUUAAUCAUUAGGCUAAUUAUUAAAAUUGAGGAUUUCUCCCACAUACAUGUUUAGUUGAUAUCUGCCUAGAGUCUUUCAAACUAAAUAAUUUUACCUGCUGGAAUCCAGGCUGCUAGUAGGUCUUUAAGUGCCAUUAAGUAUCAGCAGUGUCCAAAAUAUGGUUUGGAAUUGCCACUUAAAUUGGACAUGAGAAACCUUAACAUUGAAACCAGCCAUUUGUCAUACACCUAGAAUGCAAAGCAAAGCAAGGUGUGUGCUGUACUUCAGGAACAAAUGUUAUUCUUACCUUUUUAAUUAUUUCAAAUAAUUAUAUA
Messenger RNA from Sceloporus undulatus (fence lizard), 4869 nucleotides. It is a transcript of the gene BTBD3, whose product is annotated as BTB domain containing 3. Gene Ontology annotation, biological process: dendrite morphogenesis; cerebral cortex development; neurogenesis. Gene Ontology annotation, molecular function: protein binding. The transcript has 4 exons. Lineage: Eukaryota; Metazoa; Chordata; Lepidosauria; Squamata; Phrynosomatidae. The record is from RefSeq and is a predicted model, not a curated record. Bases 760 to 2352 code for a protein of 530 amino acids. Gene Ontology annotation, cellular component: cytosol.